CACACACACACACACACACACAGUGCCCCGGGGGUACGUGCCCCACACCGUCCUCCGGCGCAGGCAGCAGCCGCCCGCCGAGGGCCGUGGUGCGGGCAGCCCGGGGGGAGCCCAGGCCCCUCACGGGCAGCGCCGCCUCCCCCGAGCGGUGUCCUGGCCGCUGGGGUCUUGUCACAGGCUCCGUCUUGGGCGCUUGGAGUGGCGGUGUGGCAGGCCUCCCCUGCGGGCCUGUGGAAGCCUUUGAGGUGGUAAAAAGAUCUCUAGGCUGCCCUGUUUGACCACCCUGCUCAGCCUUCGGCAGCCGCAGUGCUCCGUGGUCGCUGCCUGCCUCCACCUCCCAAACGGCUGGGUGUCCCCCUUCCCCACGGCUCCUCCCUGGGCCUCCCCAUCGUUGGCGUUACUUCUGCCAUUCCCACCCGGGUCUCACCCUACGCUCAACCUGCCCUGCGAAACAGCCCUGAUAAUAUAGUUAUGGGGUGUUCUUACACUCCAGAUUUUACAUUUCAGGCAGGCUCCCCUUCCCCCUCACGCCUGUGGGAUGGAGAUGGGGCUGGUGAACCCUUGGGUGGAUGAGGAUGCUGCGACCCAAGGCAGUGUCUCCCCGCCAGCGCCUGGACACGACUUCGUGGCUGCUUCAGCAGGCUGGGGACUGAGAGGCAAUGGCGGACAAGCUGCUGCUGAAUGUGCGGACAGACUUUGUGAAGCGUGUGAGCAAGCCGCUGAUCUCUGGGCUGCUGGACGAGCUGCUGGCCCAAGGGGUGCUGAACCUGGAGGAGGUGGACGAGGUGCAGGAUAGAUACACGGUGCGCACCGACAAAGCCCGCUGCCUCAUCGACAACGUGCGCCUGAAGGGCCCCAGGGCCAGUCAGAUCUUCAUCGACAGCCUCAGGAGGUGUGAUGGCACCUUGGCGGAGCAGCUGGGUCUGGUCGCUGAGUCGGGGCCCCCCGCUGCACAGCUGGCCUCCCCCAACACUGAGGCUCCCGCUGGGCCCCCCACUGGCAUCCAGGGCCAGCAGUGGAUCCAGCAGUGCUCCCUGAGCGAGUACCAGCGCAUCAGGGACACAGAAGGAAACCAGGUCUAUCCCAUACAUCUGCCACGGGAGACGCGAACCCGUAGGGCCUUGCUCAUCUGCAACAUUGAGUUUGAGCACUUGAGACGGCGGGACGGAGCUGAAAUGGACGUGGAGGGGAUGAGGAAGCUGCUGGAAGGGCUGGGCUAUGCGGUGGACGUCCAUUGCAACUUAACUUCCGAGAGGAUGGUUGCGGUCAUGAAUGAUUUUGCACAUCACAAAGACCACCGGACCUCUGACAGCACCUUCCUGGUCUUCAUGUCCCAUGGGGUCAGGGCUGGGCUCUGCGGGACCAAGAGCAAAGACGAGACCACAGACAUCCUUUCCCUCGACAUCAUCUAUGACAGGUUCAACAACAAGUGCUGCCAGGCGCUGCUGGGCAAACCCAAAGUGGUCAUUGUCCAGUCCUGCCGUGGAGGAAACGUAGGGUCCGUGAUGGUGAGUGACUCCGCAGACCCUGCCAUGCCCACUCCCAGCUCGGCUCACACAAUCCCUGCAGGGCUGGAAAAUGACGCAAUCUGUGAAGUCCACCUGGAGAGUGAUUUUGCCACUUUACAUUCCUCCACGCCUGAUACCGUCUCCUGGAGACACCCAGUAACCGGCUCCAUUUUCAUCCAGUGCCUGAUAGAGCAGUUUCGAAAACAUGCCUGUAACAGCGACUUACAGGAGAUCUUCCGAAAGGUCCAAUAUUCCUUUGGAAAAUUCCCUCGGCAGUUGCCAGCGCAAGAACGGAUUACAAUGCUCAGGAAGUUCUACCUGUUCCCAGGUUUCUGAUCUCCUGCCCACGGUGAAAAAACUACACGAACAGCAAAAGUGUUUGAUUUAGGGGAUAACACAGCAGAAAGCUCAAGGCAAACGCAGGCCUGCUCCAGAGAGAUGCACUUCAGAAAACACAAGAGGAAAAGCCAAGAACAGCUCUGCAGAAACACAGUCAAUCUCCAAACCAGCUACUUGUGCCCCCUCUGCGAGGCAAUUACAAACAGACCUGUCCUCGGUCUCCUGUCCUUCUGUGGCCUCCAAACAGCCCCAAACUGAGCAAACCCUUCCCAGGGAGCAGCAGACACCUGGCUCUGGAGCACUGAACACAAAGCUGGUGAGCGUCUCUCUUAACUGUCCCCAGACAGAGCCCAGUUGCAAAAAUCCAUCACCCCCAGAGCUACUUCUGCCCCAUCUCUGGCUUUACCCGUCACCUAAUAAAGGCAUUUUCAUAGCAGACA
Grus americana (Whooping crane) is the source of this 2287-nucleotide messenger RNA. RefSeq names its product caspase-1-like. Gene Ontology annotation, molecular function: cysteine-type endopeptidase activity. NCBI's taxonomy places the organism in Eukaryota, Metazoa, Chordata, Aves, Gruiformes, Gruidae. The transcript has 10 exons. The coding region runs from base 660 to 1844 and encodes 394 amino acids. The record is from RefSeq and is a predicted model, not a curated record. Gene Ontology annotation, biological process: regulation of apoptotic process; proteolysis.